AUGUCAGAAAGAACAACCAUAGGAGAUGCCGUUGACAAAAAAUUAAAGAGGAAGAUGGAGGAGGAACCCACCAUAGUUGAGGAGGACUCAGAUCACGAAAGCACCACAAUUUUCAUGUUCCCACCUUUGAAACAACAAAAAAUACUCUUGGGGGAUUCAGGUUCUUCAAACCCUGUUGAGCCCUCAAAGGACCAUGUGAAAGAAGAGAAUCUACCAAUCUCUUGCAAGUUUUGCAGUAAGAAGUUUCCCACGUAUCAAGCCCUAGGGGGACAUCAAAAUGCUCACAAGAAUGAGCGGUUCGUUCUGAAAAUGAAAAAUUUAGAGAAUAACGCUUUUAGGUUUGGACCUAAUAAAAAUAUGCACCUCUAUCCCUAUUCUCUUUCAACCAUGCCAAACAUUCCUUUACAACUCCCACCAUUAUUUUAUCAUGGUGCACACAUGCUCCCCAAUCCCAUGGUUCACAUGCCUAACAUGUAUGGCACUCUUGCAACUCCUAGCUAUGGCACUAACCAAGGAUUUUCCCAUGCACCACGCAAUUUCGGGAUGACGAGUUCUUGGGGUGGAGGGGCUGCAAGGUCUCCAUGGAGAUUGAACACACAAAGUGUAGGGCGAUGGCUGCAAAAUCCUUCACUUGCUCAGGGUGCAUUUAAAAGUUCCCUUGGUGGUUCUUCUUCUCGGGUUGGUGCUGAUUUUGGUGGUCUUCAAGGAAAUCCAACUAUGUCAACUAAAGAUAAUUCGCCUUCAGAAGAUGCGGAUUUGUCUCUCAAACUUUGA
This is a messenger RNA of Cajanus cajan (pigeon pea), 774 nucleotides long. RefSeq lists its product as uncharacterized. NCBI's taxonomy places the organism in Eukaryota, Viridiplantae, Streptophyta, Magnoliopsida, Fabales, Fabaceae. Gene Ontology annotation, biological process: negative regulation of abscisic acid-activated signaling pathway. The record is from RefSeq and is a predicted model, not a curated record.